UAUAAAAUCACGUGGCGCGAUUUAUAUGAGCAGAAUUCACAAGUCGCCAUCUUGACGGUUGUUUGUUUGGGCGUUUUUUCUAUCGUUUCUUGCCUCUCGAAGUUUUACGAUUUUCGAAAUCAUUUCGUCAUCUUCGGACGAUUUUAUGAAGUUGUCUAAUUCUACAGGCAUCCUUUGGUCUUGGGUAAAAGGAAAAGGUUGUAAUCCACAUCGCAGAGCCAAGAUUCCGCUAUCAAUACAACACAAGAACAGGCAGAACAGCCUAACUUUGCCAUUAAAAAGGACUAGAAAUAAAACGUUUAUGACGAAUAUAAGGGGCCAGUUUGCGAGUUUAAAUUGUAAUCACUAUAAACGUCUGGCAAACAGUAGACUUCGCAGAAAACAGAUAUCAACAUGGCUUUUGUUAACGUYAACCGAAAGAACACAGACCAAUUUUACCGUUACAAGAUGCCUAAAAUCAUAGCUAAGGUUGAGGGGAAAGGUAAUGGCAUCAAGACCGUUAUAGUAAACAUGCCUGAUAUUGCAAAGGCACUCUCUAGGCCACCAUCAUACCCAACAAAGUAUUUUGGUUGUGAACUGGGAGCACAGACCCAGAUUGAUUUGAAGAAUGAAAGAUACAUUGUAAAUGGAGCCCACCAAGGUGAAAAACUACAAGAAAUUCUGGAUGGGUUUAUUGAAAAGUUUGUCCUCUGUUCCAACUGUGAAAAUCCAGAAACUGUGCUGAAAAUUGAUGCAAAGAGAGAAAGAAUUGGCCAAAGCUGCAGGGCAUGUGGACACAGUGAAUUCAUCAAUAUGCAACACAGGUUAAUCACCUACAUCUGUAAAAAUCCUCCUGGUGGUGAGAACAAUGCCACUCCAUCCAAAAAGGACAAGAAAGAGCGUCGAAAGAAGAAUCAAAAUGGUGACGUGAGCCCCACCCAUACUUCUGAAAAUGGAGAAGCAAAUGAGUUUGAAAUGCCAAAAGUUGCUCAUCRUGGUGAUGAUGAUGACUGGUGUGUUGACACAACAGAGGCUGCAGUUCAUCAGCGGAUGAAGGAUUUGUCUUCAGGAGUCAAGGGACUGACAUUUACAGAUGAUCUUGAAAAACCAGAAGAACAGAGAUUUGACUUGUUCUACAACUAUGUCAAAAAAGCAAAGCAAAAUGAARCUAUUGGUAAUUCUGGUAAGGAAUUGGUAGCUGAAGCAGAACGUCUCGAUGUGAAAGAUAAGGCAGUUCUGGCAAUGGCUGAACUUCUCUUUGACUGCAAAAUGCUGCAACAAAUUCCAAAGUACCGUGUUCAUUUUCUGAGGUUUGUCAAUGAUAACCAAAARGCACAGAAAUAUCUCCUAGGAGCAUUUGAAAUGCUUGUUGGCAAGUCUUAUCCAGAAGAAUUGUUGCCAAAAUCUGCCCAUAUUCUGAAAGCUUUCUAUGACAAUGAUCUCUUGGAUGAAGAAGUCAUCCUAAGCUGGUCUGAAAAGAUAUCCAAAAAAUAUGUCAGUAAGGAAAGGUCCAGUCAAAUUCACAAGAAAGUCAAGCCAUUUAUUGAAUGGCUGAAGCAAGCUGAAGAGGAAGAAUCCAGCGGCGAAGAAGAGGAAGAAGAAGAUGACCUGGUGUACGACAACAAGGCAGAACAACUUAGUGUUGUGGUUGAUAAAGACAAGAACAAGAAGCAAAAUGAGGAAUUGGAGGAUGAUGAGAUUGAUAUUGAUGACAUCUGAACACGUCCAGAUAUGAUGUACCUCUGCAAAGGGAUGAAGACAAAUAAAUGCAUGCAGACAGAUUUUCAAGAGCCUGCUUAUAAUUCACUAUUAAGUAUACGAACAUAAAUGAGCUUAAAAUUGAGAUGCCACAUUGUUUGAUUGUUAGAUGGAGCCAUUGUAUUGGUUUCCAGUUUGCUUUUCGGCACUUCCAAGAAAUAUUGAUAAUGAUUAUCAUAGGAAUAACUAUUGAUAUAUGCUACUAAGAAUGCAUUUUUGCCUUGUACAAUGUUAGUUUUGAGAUCUUUGUAUGAUUUUGUCUUUAUAUUGCAAGUUCCUUAAUUUAAGAUUUAUUAAUAAGGCUUAUUGUUAUCGCUGCAAUAAAUUUUUAAUUUCUUGAUAA
Messenger RNA from Actinia tenebrosa (Australian red waratah sea anemone), 2080 nucleotides. Its product is annotated as eukaryotic translation initiation factor 5. Gene Ontology annotation, molecular function: eukaryotic initiation factor eIF2 binding; GDP-dissociation inhibitor activity; translation initiation factor activity. Gene Ontology annotation, cellular component: cytosol. Gene Ontology annotation, biological process: formation of cytoplasmic translation initiation complex; translational initiation. NCBI's taxonomy places the organism in Eukaryota, Metazoa, Cnidaria, Anthozoa, Actiniaria, Actiniidae. The record is from RefSeq and is a predicted model, not a curated record.